This is a messenger RNA of Lymnaea stagnalis (great pond snail), 1218 nucleotides long. The record is from the annotation of a GenBank genome assembly. Lineage: Eukaryota; Metazoa; Mollusca; Gastropoda; Lymnaeidae.
GACAAUCGCCUCAAAGGCAGAGCAUUCUCACAGCUGGCGGUCAUGAGGAGCCAUGCUGAUAUAUUACUUAGCCGUUUAGAUAUCGAGGAAAUAUUUGGUGAAGUCGACUUUCCCAUGUUAGUUGACAAAGCUUUGGAUUGUUGCUCUAAUGAUGCGCUAACUCUAACUGAAUGUGGUCGAAUAUUACGUUUUACUAACUUAGAAAGUGGAACGUAUCUACUGGAGCGAGCGUUAGACAUAAAAAAACAUUCUACAACUUACCAUCAGCUGGGAAUGUGUUACGAAAGAAUGGCUAAAAUUAGGGCGAAGAAAAAUGUCAAAAUGGUGCCACGUCCUGUAGAAAUGAGAGAAAUGACGCUGGGUGGAUCUCGUGGUAAAAAUUUCGAUAAAAAUAAAACUUAUUGGAAACAGGGGUCCUCAAGUUUAUACGAAGCAACUCCCCGUAGAUUUCAUCACGGGAAGCCAAAUGAGAAGCAUAGUGAGUAUUUGCCAAAGCAACCUUCGCGUAACCUAAAGAGCUUAACAUAUCCCAAUCAAUGCUUUCCCAAAGACUCGCACGAUCGGGGAAGACUCCCAAAACACACGGAAACCACGUAUACACCAAAAAGAGACCAAGGUGGAAUAGGCUGUCAAAAACAGAGGAACUGCGGAAACUUUAUGCGAAGUCCAGCUAAAGAAGUUCACUUAUGGAAAGAUGAUGAUUUGGUAGUUAAGGCGCUCGAUUGCUACAGAGAGGCGAUUAAACUGUCCCGUGAGGGCAACAUCCCGGCCAUCUACAGCCUUGGACUUUUACUGAGAACGUGUGGGGAGUUAGACCUCGCCCUUAAACAGUUUAACAAAAUAAUCCACCGGAUGACCGAUCAAAAUCCAGUUACAGAAUAUUCCAUCACGUUAACUAGUGCAUACGAGCAGGCCGGACUCUGUCUUCUUGCCCUCGCAAAGCUGCCUGGAAGAACGGACGAAGAGAUGCAGAAGUUAAAUGAAGACGCCGAGACCAAACUAAUGGAUGCCGUGAGUUUGUCGGCCACCCUAGCAAAUCUCGACCCUGAAAUGAAAAGCUACGAGAAACAGGUCGGGAACGCCUUUAAGACACUGGAAACAAAGUAUGAGGAGAUCAAAGAUUCACCCAAAGGGAUUAAAAAGCACAUAGAGCUCUUGAUGCGCGUGGGUCAGUAUGAUAGAAUUCCACCUGUCAUCACAAAACUGAGACUGCUGAGU